This is a messenger RNA of Hipposideros armiger (great roundleaf bat), 3579 nucleotides long. RefSeq names its product ARF like GTPase 4C (gene ARL4C). The record is from RefSeq and is a predicted model, not a curated record. The coding region runs from base 96 to 674 and encodes 192 amino acids. The transcript has a single exon. NCBI's taxonomy places the organism in Eukaryota, Metazoa, Chordata, Mammalia, Chiroptera, Hipposideridae. Gene Ontology annotation, molecular function: GTP binding; GTPase activity.
CGGCAGGCGGGGCCCAGGUGCGCCCGGCCCGUGACCGCUCGGGGGGCGGCGCCCUCCCGCCGCAGCCGCAGCGGCCGGCUCCGCAGCGAGGAGCCAUGGGCAACAUCUCCUCCAACAUCUCGGCCUUCCAGUCCCUGCACAUCGUCAUGCUGGGCUUGGACUCGGCCGGCAAGACCACGGUGCUCUACCGGCUCAAGUUCAACGAGUUCGUGAACACGGUGCCCACCAUCGGCUUCAACACGGAGAAGAUCAGGCUGAGCAACGGCACGGCCAAGGGCAUCAGCUGCCACUUCUGGGACGUGGGCGGCCAGGAGAAGCUGCGGCCGCUGUGGAAGUCCUAUAGCCGCUGCACGGACGGCAUCAUCUACGUGGUGGACUCGGUGGACGUGGACCGGCUGGAGGAGGCCAAGACCGAGCUGCACAAGGUGACCAAGUUCGCCGAGAACCAGGGCACGCCGCUGCUGGUCAUCGCCAACAAGCAGGACCUGCCCAAGUCGCUGCCGGUGGCGGAGAUCGAGAAGCAGCUGGCGCUGCACGAGCUCAUCCCGGCCACCACCUACCACGUCCAGCCGGCGUGCGCCAUCAUCGGCGAGGGCCUCACCGAGGGCAUGGACAAGCUCUAUGAGAUGAUCCUGAAACGCAGGAAGUCCCUCAAGCAGAAGAAGAAGCGGUAAUGCGCCCGGCGGCGAGCGGGGCGGCGAGCGAGUAAGUCGGGAGUGAAUGAAUGGAUGAGGGGAUGGAGGCGAGAGAGCCCGCGCCCGCGAACAAAGGCAGCGAACCAAAGCGAUGCUUCGAAUUUCUAAAUCGGAACCCCUGCACCCAAAGGCAGCGCCAGUGACUUAACCUGGGUGUGUAGGCUGACUUGCCAGCCUGCCUUCGACCUGCCCCCACCCCACCCCACCCCCACCCGGCUCAGGGGACCUUUUGUCUAAACGCCAGAGCCCCCUGAUGGGGGUGGGAGGCCGCCCUGGGGAGUGGACGUGCAGGGGCUGCCUUCCGCCCUCCAGGCCCGGGUGGAAGGCUCAGAUGUCAGAGACAAAAGCGAUUUCUUCCUCCUCCAGCAGGGCCAGAAGUUCAGGCUGCCCCGCCCUCACCUGUGUGUUACCUGAGGUAUGCAGCUCCCAGAAUGCUGGGAGUCUCCUUCGGGGGGGCAUGUCGGCAGUGGGAGGUGCUGGGGCAAAAGCCACUGCUUACUGCAUGGGCAGUGGAAGCUGGAUGAUUUAUGGCACAGGGCAGGCCCCUGUUGAAAUUUCAUUUGUCCUGCUCUGGGCCCAAACGAGGUGGUGGCUUGGGCCAUCAGAGGACCGCCUGGAACAAUACGCAGCUCCAGGACAUGGGGCCCUGCCACGGCCUUGCCUGGGGAAUGGCCGCGAAGAUGCCCCUUUCUUGGUGCUUUGUGGUGGUUACGGAAGACCAGUUUUGUUGAGAACUGCUUUUCAGCCUGGAAUCAGACAUCUUCCAGAUGGUUUGGACCCUGUCCAUGUGUAGGUCAUUAUCACACAAAGAGACCAAUAAAAUUAAAAAAAAAAAAAAAACUGUUGGAGGUGGUGGCAAAUGAUACAUUUACUGUUUGCAGGAUAGUUAAAGGUGUUUAAGGGUAAAGCUCUGGAUGUGUGUGUGUGUGGACACGGGGACCUCCCUCUGUACUGUGUAAUCGGCAUAAAUACCUAGACCCAUAUGCGUAGAAUCUUAAAUUCUCUUAGCCUACUGAUUGGUUUGUGUGAGCACACCAGCUGCAGAUGUGUGCUGAAUUGCAAGAUGGUUUUUGCAAAGGAUGUCUCGAUAAUAACCACUUGAUGAUGGGUUUUGGUUUUCAGACAUGUUUUAAAAAAAAAAACUACAAAUGAAUACUCACCUUCCAUAAGAAAGAAGACUUUGCUCUGCCCUUUUAUAUCCUUUUACGCUGCAAGUGGCAACAUGUUCAAAUUUCUAAUUGGGUUCACUGUGGCCUAUCUGGUUUAAGCAUUUCAUUAAAAAUGUCUCAUUAGCGUAUUUGAUGUCAUACACCAAAAAAUAAAACCCCACCUUAUUGCAAAAGCUGACCUUGUUGCAUGGAUUUGAAAGCGGAGGGAAAGCACCAGGAUGAGGACCUUCCUCAUUCAUUCCUGUGGGAACUGGCCUGCGUGGCAAAUGCAAACCCCGGUGAGUGCCUGGGAUAAAAGCAAGCGGUGAGUGCCUGGGAUAAAAGCAAUCAGGCACUUCACGAUGUACUUGAAAGAGGCUUUGGGAAAUAAAAGAAUAAAUACAUAUUUUUAAUAAUGUAAUUUAAAAGAAAAAAGUUCUUUAUAAUCAGGACGGAGUCUUGGUUUUGCAGAAGCUGUCAUUUACCCCGAAACCCAGUAUCAAAAGGGAAACUUAAACUUACUGUAUGGUUUUUUUAUUUCCUCUUUGAAUCCAUGUUUACAGGUAGAGUUAUGUUUUCCCCGCCCCCACUGUUAUAAAUUAAUUCACAAAGGAGGCCUAUAGAAAUUGGGCAUCAUGCUUGAGCACGUGAGUGAGUCAGAUUACAAAUCCAUGCCUAUUGUCCCCUGCACUCAGAAAGUUAAUUUAAGAACCAGAGGUAGAAUGCCUGGCUUCCUGCUUGAAACCCAAUUCUUCUCUGAGAUAUUUUGAAAGAAGGAACCUCGCAGCCCAUUUUCCUUUUCUCUUUUGUCGGUGUAUUUGGUACCCUCCAAUGCUGGUCUUUUUGUAGAAACGCAGUAGAGAAAAUAUAGCUAAGCAAUGUUGAAAAGCCUGCAAGAUUUCAGUUUAUGUAUCGACAGCAUAUUCACUGAUUUUUAAAUGGGCUGGUCCCAUCAGCUGAAGAUUCUGUAUAGAAUUAUUAAAAAAAAAAUCCAUCUUCUUUAUUUUCUUCACAUGCGACAAUUUCUUAAGCACUUUGACAUUUUGGUAGUUCCACACUAUUGAGAGAAUAAUAUAUUUAUUUUGUGACAUUGCAGAUGCCAAACACUGUAACCUUCUCGUGCUAACAAUUCUUAGGUUGAAGAUCACUGUUCAAAUUUUACCAUGCUUUAACAAAUGAUGCGAAAUGAUUUUUGUUUUUGUUUUUGGUUUUUUUGCAUUAUCAAUACUUAAAGGGUACAGUCAGCUGUUAGUAACUGUGCAGUAAAGUAAAACCCUGUGGUGUCCCAACUAAUAGUUAAAGAGUCUCAGUUGAUUUCUGUAAGAUUUGACCUAGUAAAAGCCCAUUUUUGUCUCUCACCAAACAGAGGAGGCACAGGUCACGUCACCUUGGAGCGGUCAGCCUGGAGCCGCCAUCCAGGGAGUCCCCUCCAAGGGAGCAGUUAGCGAUUUAUGAUGCCUCCUGCCCCUGGGAGAAUGAAUGGGUGUCACCUAGAGGAAGUGGCCUCCCCACGUGAACUUCGGAAGUGUUUUCUCACAGACACAGGGAGGCCAGCUUUGUUUUAGAACAGUUCUCUUCACACAUUCUCUGUCAUGGUGUUGGGACUAUGUCUCCUGGUUUUGGUUUUCGUUUCUCCUGCUGUAAUUCUCUGCCCUGGUCACCCUCCUUCUGUUCCCGCCCCCUUUUAUAUGCAUAUAUGAUGCUGUGAACAGAAAUAAAUUAUUUAUACAAUCAAA